Messenger RNA from Populus trichocarpa (black cottonwood), 812 nucleotides. Its product is annotated as NADH dehydrogenase [ubiquinone] iron-sulfur protein 4, mitochondrial. Gene Ontology annotation, biological process: electron transport chain. Lineage: Eukaryota; Viridiplantae; Streptophyta; Magnoliopsida; Malpighiales; Salicaceae. The transcript is spliced from 5 exons. Bases 292 to 597 code for a protein of 101 amino acids. The record is from RefSeq and is a predicted model, not a curated record.
AUUCAAUACGAUGCGGUUUAUCCAAGAUAGCUAAAUUCAAGUGACGUGUCGUUUAACAUAGCGGAUUAGUUGGCAUAUGCGUGUCUGCAGUUCCAAGUUCAUUGCGAUACUGAGCAGUGGACGACUUGUCUUCUUCUCUAAACCCUCUUCCUUACAAAUACAAUAUAGAAGAAGAGACUGUUUUGUCAAACAGAAUUUCUUCUCAGCUUCCGCAAGAAGUUGAAUCACUAAACCCUAAUUAGCUCCUAGUUAACAAUCGCAAAGAGGAACUUAAAUUUUUAAGAAUUUAAGAUGAAUGAAGUAAUAAUCUAUUCACCUGCUCGAACGGCAACGCAACAGGGCUCAGGGAAAGUUGGGAGAUGGAAAAUUAAUUUCCUGUCUACACAAAAGUGGGAAAAUCCUUUGAUGGGCUGGACUUCUACGGGAGAUCCAUAUGCCAAUGUAGGUGAGGCAGGGAUCAGUUUUGACAGUGAAGAAGCUGCAAAGGCAUUUGCUGAGAAACAUGGUUGGGAAUAUGAGGUCAAGAAACGUCACACCCCUCUUCUAAAGCCUAAAUCGUACGCUGACAAUUUCAAGUGGAAGGGCCCGGCAAAUUAAGAGCGAAAUUACAACAGUUCUUCAUAUUGACACUUGAAAAGAUGUACGCAUAUCCUAAUUAUUAUCAUGUCUAAUAUCUGUGUAUAUGUAUCAUAUAUGUUAAUGUCUCUGCGAAUUAAAACUAUCGAACUUUCUGUUUGGAAGAUACAAUUCUUAUGCUUGUGUUGUAAGUAUCUUCUUUGCUUAGAUGAGAUUCUGGCAAUGAUAUUUAACCA